CUCUGGAGAAGACCGGUGCAAAGGAUGCUCGCAUCAGCACAGGAGGUUUCGCCGCGCAUCACCUUCAAGGGCACGCCGUUCAUCCCCCCGACCGUGAGCGGCAAGGGCAAGAGCACCCUGCCGCGGAAGAACUCCGUCGCGUGGGAGAUCCAUCCUGCGAACCGCGCCAAGCACGGCCACCCUGCCAAUGGCAUGUCCUUCGGCGUGCAGGAGAAGAGCUGGAGUGACCAGCGGGAGUGCAACGGGUGGAUCUCGGGCAGCUGNGAAGCUGAAGCCACCGGAGCGUGGGGUCGUCUCUACGUGACUUGCUUCAAGAUCUGCGGUCUCACGCUCGCGCUCUACGGCAGCGAAGACCACGCCUGGUGCGAGAACAACUUCGGGGAAGACUACCGCGACCUUCUCGAGGAGCAGCACGCCGUGUGGCUCGCUGAGCACCCCGACAUGACUCUCCCGCCGCUCAAGCUGCCGAAGGUACCAGGGGGGUUCGACUCCAACCCCAUCACGGCUGCUCAGAAGGAGGUCGAGGGGAAGCUGCUGCCCUACGUCGCUGAUGAGAGCGACAGCGAGGUGGAGGUCUUGAAGGGCGACAGCGACGUGGAAGUCGUGGAGGGGCAGGGGGGCGGGGGCGCCGAAGGAGAAGUAUCGAACUUUGAAUCAUAGUUCUUUGAAACUGCCAGUGAGAUUGGAUGUUUUUGCGAUGGUAGAGGCGCGGGCAAAAAGAGUUCAACCCGCCUAGGAAGUACAGUAAUAGGACGUUGGUAGCUCGUAGUGGUAGUUUGGUGUGAUUUUUUUGUUCUGUUUUGGUUUCAUCUGCGUUUAGAACUGUUGAGUGGAUGCCGUUUGCCGAUUUGCCGAUCUUGAUUCUUCAGAACGAAAAGAAGAGAACAAAGAGUACAAAUACCACAUUUUUGAACAUCGUCAUGGUGCCAUGGGCAGCAGUAGCAGUGGAGCACGCGAUUCAAGCUCCCACAGUAUCCGGAAUUUCCAGCACAAUAUGCUGGUGAAAGGGUAUCACUUUUACCGCCAAACCUCACCGCACAUAUCGGCGUCUCCGCACAGCGUGCGGAGACGACGAAACCUGUGUGAUAUCUAGCAAAUCGUUCGGAACCCGCUUUUUUUCCGCACACCCUGCGCCAAGACC
Molecule: messenger RNA, 1141 nt
Organism: Ectocarpus sp. CCAP 1310/34
Lineage: Eukaryota; Phaeophyceae; Ectocarpales; Ectocarpaceae
Source: the annotation of a GenBank genome assembly